UUUAGGAAGUGGUAUUUUGGGUGAACGUUUUCUAAGAAAAUAUUGUGAAAACGUGACAAAUUCUUUUUGAUUUUUAAGCAUUUGUUGACAAAAAUGCCGAAAGGGAGAACUCCAUCUACAAGUGACAGUGAUUCCAGCUCAAGUGCAGACAAAAAUGCAAGCAAAUCCAAAGAUGGAGAAAAACUUGAUAGUGCCACCGAAGAUUCUUCAUCAGACUCGGAAAGCACAAGUUCUUCAUCAUCUUCGUCAUCAUCAUCGUCUUCGUCAUCAUCAUCGUCAUCAUCAGAAGAUGAAAUGGCAGCAUCUCCUACUGACAACGGCAAACAUUCCAGUGUACAUGAUUCUAGUGACAUAAGAAAAUCUCCAAGCGAUACAAGAAACGGAAGACAUGUAUCCAGUAGAGAUUUGUUGGCUAAGGACCGGUUGGAGACAAAUGCCAAUUCUGAUAGUUCUUCAAGGAAAAGGCCUGAUGAAAGAUCUCGUUCGCGAUCCGACGUUUGCUCGGAAAGUUACAGAAGGCACACAGAUGAACGGCAUCAGCGGUCAGACUCGCACAGGGAACGUGAAUCAGAAAAUUCUCGUCGGUUUAGAGAUGAUCGGAGGCAGGAAAGACCGAGUUCCCGCUCUGGUAGUCAUUCAGAUGUUUCACGAUCACGCAGAGAUGAGUCGAGAAGGGAUGACUCAAGAAGACGCGACUCGAGAAGGGAUGACUCGGGAAGACGUGACUUGAGAAGAGAUGAAUCAAGAAGAGGCGACUCAAGAAGGGAUGACUCGAGAAAGGAUGACUCGAGAAGGGACGACUCAAGAAGAAGGGACGACUCAAGAAGAGAUGACUCGGCAAGAAGCAGAUAUUCAAAUGGUUCAGAAAGUUUAAGAAAAGAUGAACCGCGAAGAUCGAGAAAAGGUUCUGACAUGGAAACCAGUCCUGCCAGGUCGCGGAGAUCCAACAGUCCUAACAGGUCACGGAGAUCUAAUAGUCCUAAGAGGACACGGAGGUCUAAUAGUCCUAACAGGUCACGGAGGUCUAAUAGUCCUAACAGGUCACAGAGGUCCAGUAGUCCUAGCAGGUCGCGAAGGUCUGAUUCUUUGAGAGAUGGUGCUGAUGGAUCUAAAAAAGAGAGAGAAAGAGAAUCAAGAAGACACAACUCGGACUCCAGUCCUAGUCCAGACAGGCCGACAAUAAGAAGUGAAACGUUAAAACGUAGUAGGCAUGACAGCGAUUCAGGUGAAAAUCUUGACAAGCCGUCUUCGAGUAUUAAAAUCGGUUCAGAUUCCGUCCCAGAGAAACGAAAUAAGCGCGACACCCAAUCUGAUUCAAGUCCUCACAAAUCUCCGAAGAAAGUCUCCAGUCAAACAGAUGAUCUCAAGACCAGGUCUGAUUCAGCUUCUAACAAGUCAGGAGAUGGUGACCGGGUCGAAGGCCACUUGGAUCAGAAAUCGGUUUCUGAUCAUUCCAAAGGAAAGACGUCGACCAAGAGACGAGGCUAUGAAACUGGGUCAGAUUCGGGCUCGGAGAAGUCUGAACGGCGUCGCUUGGUGCCUCCCAAGAAGAGUCACAGAAGUUCUGAUGUUGAUUCUGAUUUGGGAAUCAAUUCUAGCAGAACUGCUGAUGGCGACAGAAAUAGCGGGAAAGAAAGUGAUCGCCAGAAAGAUUCCACAAAAAGUGAUUCAUCGCCUCAUACUCAGUCUAACCGAAGGAGUCUGUCGUCCUCUCCAGUGAAAGGCAGAGCUGUUUCAUCAGCUGUCUCUGACAACAACAAAAGCUUAGAUGGUGAUUCCAAAGACCAAGAUGGUGACCAAAGAAAGGAAAAUCUUUCCGAAGGAAAAACAUCAAAAAAGCAUGCUCGUUCAUCUAGCCCAGGUUCUGCAUCAGAAAGUCCUCGGAAACCGCAGGACACGUCAGGCAGGAAAGAAAAACAAAUUGAUGAUGAUGAUAUUGGGAAAGAAAUAAUCCGAGAUGGAUCUGGAUUGGGCGAUGGCACUGAGAAAAAAGGUAGUGAGAAGGAAAAUGGAAACAAGUCUUCAGAAAAACGUAAAUCUCUUUCACCCGCUAAGGACAAAACUUCUGCACGCAAGACAUCUAGUAGUCCAAGUAGCAGAAGUCCAAAAUCUAAAGUAUUAAAAUUGUCUGGAUCCGACCAAAAUUCUGCUGAUGAUGGUGGGAAGGAGGUUCCUCAGAAGAAUUCUGCAACUGGUGAGAUUGAACGUGACUCAGAAAAAGAUGGAAAUGGUGCUGAGAUGUUGGAAGGAAAGUCUGGAGCUGGUGAUGCCAGGAAUGAGAAGGAAGUGCCUGUAACUGACGCUGCAUCACCGAGGAGAUACCAGAAACGUGACACCACGAGUGACACGGAAAGUGGCGAGGUUUCCACCACCGACUCGGAUGAAGAUCCUUCCCCAAAGAAAGCUGUAUCCAGCAUCAUACAGAAACCAGACGUAAGGAAAGAGGCCCCAUCGGCUGAAAGCUUGAAGAAACUGGUGGACUAUGGCGAAGAAGAACAGGAUGAUAAUGAAGUAAGUGUUAACCGUGAAAUUAACGGGGAAUCGACAGACAGGAGAAGAGGAAGAGAUAAACGAUCACGGAGUCGAAGCAAGGAUCGGAAAGACAGAAGAGAGGAAAAAGACAGGAGAGAAGAAAGGGACAGGAGGAAAGAAAAAGACAGAAGAGAGGAAAACGAAAGAAGAAACGAUAAAGACGACAGAUACAACGAUCGUUCGAAUCGACCUGAUUACGGGAAUGAGAGAAGAAAAGAGAACUCCGACAGAGAUUACAAUCGGCGGGAUUCAACACGGAGAGAGAGAGAAGAAAGGAGUGAUUGGCGAGAUCGACGGAAUGAUCGCAGGGAUGACGGAAGACGUGAGAGAAAUGAGGAACGGAGGGAGAGAGGCAGUGAUGAUAAAACGAAUAAAGAUGGGGUAGAUAGUGGAUCAGCAGACAAGGCUCAGAAACAGUCUGAAACACAGCCGGGGAACUCGACCACCGCACCGGAGCCCGUCAAGAAAAACACAGCAGAGGGCGUGGCAGCACUCACCGGCCGAACUGGGGGUGCCUACAUACCCCCUGCUAGAUUGAGAAUGAUGCAGGAACAGAUUACAGACAAGAGCAGCGUGGCGUAUCAGCGGAUUUCGUGGGAAAAUCUCAAGAAGAGUAUUAAUGGUUUGGUGAACAAAGUGAACGUUUCCAACAUCAUCCCAGUUGUUAGAGAAUUGUUUCAGGAAAAUAUUGUUAGAGGAAGGGGUCUUUUAGUGCGGUCGAUUCUACAGGCUCAGACUUUAUCACCAACAUUUACCCACGUCUAUGCUGCUCUAGUAUCCAUCAUAAACACAAAGUUUCCUCAAAUAGGAGAGCUUCUGUUGCGUAGAGUUGUCCUCCAGUUCAAGAAAGGUUACCGUAGAAACGACAAGACGUUAUGUCUGACAACAACUCGGAUUGUGGCACAUCUUGUAAAUCAGCAAGUGGCUCACGAGGUGCUGUGUCUGGAGAUUCUCACUCUACUGUUAGAGAACCCGACUGAUGACUCGGUGGAGGUGGCCGUCGGCUUCCUCAAGGAGUGUGGUUCCAAACUGACAGAAGUAUCGCCGAGAGGAAUCAAUGCUGUAUUCGACCAGCUCCGUAAUAUCUUGCAUCAAGGUAGCGUGAACCAGCGAGUACAGUACAUGCUGGAAGUGAUGUUUGCUAUUAGGAAAGACGGUUUCAAGGACCACCCAGCCCUGUUGGAUGACCUUGACCUUGUAGAAGAGGCCGACCAGUUCACCCACUUGAUGACGUUGGAGGAGGCCAAAGAUCCAGAAGACUUGCUCAAUGUAUUCCGGGCAGAUCCUAACUUUCUGGAUAAUGAAGACAAAUAUAAAGCUCUCAAGAAAGAAAUUCUUGACGAGAGCAGCUCGGACGAGGGAAGUGGAUCGGGGUCCGGAUCGGGAUCGGGAUCGGGAUCGGAGGACAGCGAUGAUGAAGAACAGGAUGAGGAAGCUAAACAGACGAUUAUUGACAACACAGAAACGAACCUGGUAGCGUUGAGACGCACCAUCUACCUGACGGUUCAGUCGAGUCUCGACUUUGAGGAGUGCGCUCAUAAGAUGCUCAAGAUGGAACUCAAACCGGGCCAGGAGGUUGAGCUUUGCAACAUGAUUCUCGACUGCUGUGCACAGCUGAGGACAUAUGAGAAAUUCUUCGGUCUUUUGGCUCAGCGGUUCUGCCAGCUGGACAAGAAGUACGUGGAGCCAUUCCAGACUAUAUUCAUGGAGCAGUACGAGACGAUCCAUCGUCUGGAGACCAACAAGCUACGCAACGUCUCCAAGUUCUUCGCUCACCUGCUGCUCACUGACGCCAUAUCCUGGGGGGUAAUUAGUUGUGUAAAGUUGAAUGAGGAUGAUACGACGUCAGCGAGUAGGAUUUUCAUCAAGAUUCUCUUCCAGGAACUGUCGGAGUUCAUGGGACUUCCAAAACUUAAUGACAGACUCAAAGACCAAUCACUGCAGCAGUAUUUUGAAGGAAUCUUACCAAGAGAUAAUCCAAGGAAUACUCGUUUUGCCAUCAACUUCUUCACCACCAUUGGGCUCGGUGGUUUGACCGACGACCUGCGCGACCACCUGAAGACGAUGACGAAGCAACUGAUGCAGCAGAAACAGGAGCAGGAGGCGGCCGAGGUGGACGCUCAAAGUUCUGACUCAAGUUCUGACUCAAGCUCUGACUCAAGUUCAUCCUCCGACAGUUCCGACAGUUCGGAUGCAGAUUCUGAAAGUUCUUCAUCUGAAUCAGAUAAAGGAAACCCCAAGAGAAAAAGGAAAACCAAACGUAUGUCAAAGGAAAAAUUGAAUGCAAGUAAAAACAGUUUAGAUCGUGAAUAUUCUCAUAGAGACGACAAAGGCAAAUCUAGAAACAAAUUUCGAAACGAAAGAAAAUCUGUUGAUGACAUUGGUGCGGAUAGAAUGAGACAGAAAACAGACACUUCACGAGAUGGAAGAAAUUCACGUAAUGGUAAAGAACGUGACCGAAAUGAAAAGGACAAGCUACGGAGUAUGAAUGAUAUUCACAGCCGACAUGAUCGAAACACGGAAUAUCGUCAUGACAACAGAAAUUACGACAUCGACGACUACAGUAGAAAAGACAAACACCACAGGGAGAACAACAAGAGGGGGGAUGAUCAGGGCUUGAAAAACGACCAGCAUACCUCACGGAGGGACAGAGAUAGAGACGAAAAAGAAAAUUACGGUCGAAAUUCUCAGAGAGGCCGAGAUCGACGUUUGUCGCCAAGUGAUGGUGAUGAGGACGACGAAUAUGGCAGCGUGAAUGACAGGCGGAGUAAAAAGUCGGACCGACUGGUUGAAGAUAACGACAAGCGGGCUAAAAAGUCGGACAGACAGCCGGGUGGUAACGACCGUGACUCGCACGGUCGCCGAGAUUCACCUGCGUCUGAUGGAGACGCGAGUCGACUGAAGCAGCGAUCGCGGGAGUACAAGGAUGAUGUUGCCAGGAGCUCAAGUGGUGAUAAGUAUUCAAACAGAGACGGUGGCCACAGGAGACGCUGAUGUCAUUCAGGGCAGUCCCACAAUUGAUCACAGUGGGUGGGGGUAGGUAGGAGGCAAUUCCUGUCAAGCCUUGACAUUCAUGUGUAUACAAUUCUCCAUGACUGGUGUAUUAAAAAUCAUGUUAUGUGCUGUCCUGUCUGGGAAAGUGUAUAUAAAAUAUCCCUCAUGGGUCAUUCUGUGUCAAUUCACCCACUGCUAGACCACACCCGUUGAUUUUUCUGAACAUUUGUAUAUAAGUAGUGGUAUGUGCUGUCCUGUGUGAAGUGUAUAUAAAAUAUCCCUUGUUUGAAGACUUAGCGAUUAAUUAAUUGGUGUUCUCUAAUGGUGGCUCUUAAACAAAAUAAAACAAACUUUUACUGAAGACUGUUUCAAAAUUAAUAAAUGUUUGACAUCCAGUAUGAUGAUUCAUUAAUCAGUGUGCUCUAGUAAUGUUGUUAAACAAAUUCUAGCUGAAAUU
This is a messenger RNA of Gigantopelta aegis, 5983 nucleotides long. Its product is annotated as pre-mRNA-splicing factor CWC22 homolog. NCBI's taxonomy places the organism in Eukaryota, Metazoa, Mollusca, Gastropoda, Neomphalida, Peltospiridae. The record is from RefSeq and is a predicted model, not a curated record. The transcript has 20 exons. Gene Ontology annotation, biological process: mRNA splicing, via spliceosome. Gene Ontology annotation, cellular component: catalytic step 2 spliceosome. Bases 94 to 5526 code for a protein of 1810 amino acids. Gene Ontology annotation, molecular function: protein binding; RNA binding.